AUGGAAGUGGUCCUGGUUGUUCCCCUCGCCUUGUGUAAUGACUAUUGUCAUCCGGGUUACCACACACAAAUGAAGAAAGAGGGGCCAUUUUGCUGCUAUAAAUGUGUUCCAUGUCCAGAGGGCAAGAUUUCAAGGCAGAAGGAUAUGGCUCAUUGUUUGAAUUGUCCAGAAGAUCAAUAUCCUAAUAAAAUCAGAAUUGAAUGCCUUGCCAAGUCUCUCAACUUCCUGUCUUAUGAUGAACCUUUGGGCAUUGCUUUGGCUGUUUCAGCUCUCACUCUCUCGGCAACCACACUUUUGAUGCUUGGGAUCUUAAUAAAGCAUGGCGACACUCCCAUUGCCAAAGCCAACAACAGGAACCUUACCUACUCUCUACUCAUCUCCCUUCUGUUCUGCCUCCUCUGCUCAUUUCUAUUCAUUGGCCGACCACAGAUAGUGACUUGCCAUCUGCGACAAACAGCUUUUGGUAUCACCUUCUCAUUAGCGAUUUCUUGUAUCCUGGCCAAAACCAUCACAGUGAUUCUGGCUUUCAUGGCCACUAAGCCAGGAUCCAAAAUGAGAAAAUGGAUGGGGAAAAGAUUUACAAAUUCGGUUGUUAUCUGUUGUUCAUUAAUUCAAGCAAGUAUUUGCAUAGUACAGCUCUGUGCCUAUCCUCCAUUUCCACAUUUGGACAUGCAUUCUGUACCUGAAGAAAUUGUGAUGCAGUGCUAUGAAACCAAUAUACUUUACUAUAUUUUGGGUUACAUGGGACUUUUGGCUCUUGUCAGCUUCAUCAUGGCUUUCUUUGCUCGGAAGUUGCCAGACACUUUUAAUGAAGCCAAAUUUAUCACUUUCAGCAUGUUGGUUUUUUGCAGUGUUUGGGUUUCAUUUGUUCCUACCUAUUUAAGUACCAAAGGCAAAUAUAUGGUGGCUGUGGAGAUCUUCUCCAUAUUAGCCUCUAGCUCCGGAUUACUAGUUUGUAUCUUUUCCCCAAAAAUAUAUAUCAUUAUUUUGAGGCCAGAACUGAAUAGUAAAGAGCUGCUUAUAAGACAUAAAAAGCAAAAAUGUAGCCCCACACUUUUUUAG
Sceloporus undulatus (fence lizard) is the source of this 1062-nucleotide messenger RNA. Its product is annotated as vomeronasal type-2 receptor 26-like. Gene Ontology annotation, biological process: G protein-coupled receptor signaling pathway. Lineage: Eukaryota; Metazoa; Chordata; Lepidosauria; Squamata; Phrynosomatidae. Bases 1 to 1062 code for a protein of 353 amino acids. Gene Ontology annotation, molecular function: G protein-coupled receptor activity. The transcript has 3 exons. The record is from RefSeq and is a predicted model, not a curated record. Gene Ontology annotation, cellular component: membrane.